CUUCAGGACUUUCACUAAUUAACCCACACUCGUUUAUUAUGGCUCACCGUCGCGGCUAUUCGCAUCAUCUUGACAUGGGCAAGAUCUCUUUCGAUGCCCCUCCUCUCACGCCUCCGCUCGCCGUCUUCAACGAGUUCCAAGCCUCGAUGAACUCAACAGCACGGAAGCCUAGACAGUAUUGGCAGCGGACAACAUUCCUCGCCCUCUUCACCCUUGUCGUUGUCUCUGUAUAUGUCUUGCUCGUCUCUCAGCCCUCGCUUUCGCCGAUCGGCAAUCCACAAGGCAGCGACAAGUCGUUUGCCAGCAUCGCCACACAGCGCCUCUCGCGUUUGUCUGAAAAAGCGCAUCGUCUCACUGCUGUACAUCGAAAGCGCCCACAGGGCACGACGACGAGCACGUUCGAAGCGGACGCUACCACGGACACGCUCCCCGCGCUUCAGCUCACCCCCGAGCAAGAGCUUGCCGCCGUCACCACCUUCCUCGCUAGCCUGCCUCAGAAUGUCAUCCCAUCGAAUGUCGAUCCUUCCAAGCCGAUAGAUCCUCAGCUCGUCCUAGACUUUGACACUCGGAACCCCCAGGCGCUCACCGAGAUUGCUCAGCUUGAACACGACGCUUGGGUACGCUACCCGGUCGUUUUUUACUCCAAGAUGCACUCUCCCAUUUCACGAGAUCUCGAAAAGAUUAUACUGGAACUUAACUUGUUACCCGGGCCAGCGAUUAUCCCGGUAGAGUACAGGCCGGAUGAGGAGGUGUUGAGGCCUUUGUUAGAAAGGCUCACUGGGGCCUCGGAGCUGCCCAUCCUAUUGGUAGGCGGCAAAAUUAUUGGCACCCCACAAGAAGUGAAGUAUAUGCACUCUAAGGGCAGCCUCGCCCGCGCAAUUAGCGACGCUGGCGCGAUAGUCGACGGCCUGAGGAAGAAGAAGGGCCGCAAGCACUAGACUCCUCCUGUGCGCUGUGCGCCUAGUUUGGUGCGGCGGCUCGUACUCUUCACUUGGGAGUAAUAUUACAUUUAUCUGCUUUGGGUGUAUAGAUACGUUUUCUCAGGGUCUGCUCCUGCUCGAGAUAGAGUAUAGGCACAGUUUGCUUUCUGGUCUUACAGUAACGCGAGCACCUCGCCAUGACGCGCACGUUUUACCCUUUACGUGUAGAGAAUUAUUGUGCUCUCGCAUCACGGUCAGUUGCGUAUAAUGCCACGUACAUGCUUAUUUAUAAUCACAUGGACUGUCGUGCAUGUCAC
Molecule: messenger RNA, 1237 nt
Organism: Phanerochaete carnosa HHB-10118-sp
Lineage: Eukaryota; Fungi; Basidiomycota; Agaricomycetes; Polyporales; Phanerochaetaceae
Exons: 3
Coding region: 39-938 (299 amino acids)
Source: RefSeq, a predicted model, not a curated record